Babesia bigemina is the source of this 1134-nucleotide messenger RNA. RefSeq lists its product as hypothetical. Bases 1 to 1134 code for a protein of 377 amino acids. The transcript has 5 exons. The record is from RefSeq and is a predicted model, not a curated record. NCBI's taxonomy places the organism in Eukaryota, Apicomplexa, Aconoidasida, Piroplasmida, Babesiidae.
AUGUUGUACGACGUGGCUCAUGUUCUGUCGAGCCACGUCUCGCUGGAUGAUGGCAGCGUCUUCCCAAACGGGAGCUCCGAUGUACCUGAGGAUGAAGUUCUUUCGUGCUCCAGCGUCGACGACUCGGAGAACGCGUGCUCGCUCGACACCAGCCUGUCUCUCAAGCAUAGCUUGAUGAAUGAGGACGAGUCGGCUCCGGAUUGCAUCGCGCCAUUUGGCGACGCGUCACCGACGACCGCCAUUAUGGAUUGCCCGGCAUCUUGCGCCGAGUGCGGCAUCCCGGCAGGGCCGUUUUUGGCCUGCGGUGCGUGCGAGCUGCUCUACCACAGCAAGUGUUUGAUGCAAUGCUUUCUGCCGACCGGAGAGGGCUCGUGGAAGUGCCCUCAGUGCCAAUGGAAGUUGAUUAACGCUGGAGAGGUGCCUCUGGACUCCUCCCUCACGCAGUGCGACCUUUCCGACGACUCCCACACCGGCUACGACGGCCUCCGUUCGCCAGUCGGCCAUGAUGAGGUCUCGGAUGAGGCGAGCGGCUUGGAAAAGGAGCCGAAGAUAAAGGUCUCCCGUCCUGGAGGGAGUCCCAGGCGCGACCGCAGCCCCGAUAUCAUGGAGCGCAAGCGCAAGAAGCCGGUUACGGAGGGAUCCAACUUCCAGACGAAGAUACACGUUGGUUUCAGCCACCAAGUGCCGUUCACUCCCGCAUUCUUUUUGGACGAGUCCCAAAGUCCGCGGAGAGAAAACAACGACUGGGCGCGUCUGAUGUACUCCCCCUACUACUUGGAAAAGAUCCGCGCGCGCAAAAUCCUGGAGGGCGCCGAAGAGAGCGUCAUCAAGAACGAGUUCGAGCUGGCCGAGUUCAUCCAGCUGUGCGCUCAGAACUGGAAGAGCAACCCUGGCUGGCACCCGUUUUCGCCCGAGUUUGCGUACAAGAUUUUGCACUUCGCCGACUACGAUCCCAAGAAAGCGCUCAGGGUGAUGAACGACCCCAACUUCAACUUCAUAUGUAAGUUGCUCGGCCCCCGGCGGCGUCAGCCUGCUCAGGUGUCUGUGACCCUCCCACCCGUCGAUACGACAACAAGUGGAAGCCCAAGGACCGUCGUGGCCAGGUGCCAACGAGCCCAUACCCGCCUCCAAUAA